Molecule: messenger RNA, 1570 nt
Organism: Schistosoma rodhaini
Lineage: Eukaryota; Metazoa; Platyhelminthes; Trematoda; Strigeidida; Schistosomatidae
Source: the annotation of a GenBank genome assembly
AUGCCAACUGGAUCUUGCAUUGGUCAGAUGUGCAAAAUUAAGCUCAAUAGUAUGGGUACCUAUCUUUAUAAAAAUGGAUACUACAAGUAUGAAGGUGAAUGGAUUAAUGGUAAAAAGUGUGGGACUGGAAGAUUCUCUAUGAAAGAUGGAAGUAUUUAUGAAGGCAGCUUUAUUGAUGGGGAGAUAUGUGGAAGUGGACGAAGAUUUUAUGCAAUAUCAAAAAACGAAUACAUCGGUCACUUUAUGUUCGGGGAACGUCAUGGGUAUGGUCUAAUGAAGUAUGGAAAUGGAUCCACGUACGAAGGUGAUUGGUAUCACAAUUUACAACAGGGUCAUGGAAAGUAUGUCGAUGUGGACAAGAAUAAAUAUGUGGGUGAGUUUUUUCGAAAUAAAAAAAAUGGGCCAGGAUGCUUAUAUUCGCACAAGUUUUCUUACAUAGGAUAUUGGAAAAAUAAUAUUUAUGAUGGUUAUGGUAUCAUGAAGAUGAUAAAUGGAAUGAUAUAUGAAGGGGAAUUCAAAAAUGGCAAACCAAAUGGACAGGGUAAACUAACCUGCAAAGCGAAUCUGUUACCUAGUUAUGAAGGGUUAUGGAAAGAUGGUCUACCUUGUCAAGUAGCAAAUCAUAUGAACUUGUCAGUUGAAUUAGAAAAAGAGCAUUUAGAAUCCAAUUCAUCUUGUUUAGUUGAAUAUCGAAAUUAUCCAAUCAAAGAGAGAAGUUAUAAGUUUGCUUCAUCUUCAAAGAUAGAAAUUGGAUUGAAUUUAUCGGAGAUGGAAUUUAAUAUUGAUAUAUGCGUAUACAAUAAUAAUCGAAGGAUUUUAAUUGAAGGAAAAGUUUGUAAAGGUAAUAUGCAAAUGAGAUUUCCUGUUGAUCUUCAAAUUCCAGUAGAAACGCCACUCUUGUUAUCACUAAAGGAAAAAGGGAUUUUUACAAUGGAGACACCUUUUGGUUCAUACAUCUAUCCAGUUGGUUCAGUAAAGUUAAUUUCCAGUAAAACAGUGACAGAUGAACAAAAUUCCCUAGUUCAUUCAACUGAUGAUAACGUCGAUCAUGGUAUAACUAAUCUUAAUUUAAAUGAAGAAGAUAAAAGAAGUGUAAAUGAUCAACAGAGUAACAGUAGUAUAGAAAAUGAAAAUCAACGAUUAUCAAAUGAAGUAUUUAUAUACAAACAGUCUACUAAUCGUGGUUUCAUUUCUUAUUCUAUAAUAAAAUCUUUUAAUAAUAAUGAGGAUACAAAUGAUACAAUUCAUAUAGAAGAAGAUGUUAAAUCAACAUCGGCGAUAGAUGGUGUUAAAUAUUGUAUUGAUUUAUCACAAAUAGAAAAAUUGGUUCUCUUAUUUGAAGAAUUUACAAAUACACCUUGUCUUAAUCAACUACAAGCCGGUGAACAAUUUAUUCUAGUCGUUGAAGAUAUAACACCACGGAAUGAAGAGGAGAAUGAAGAAUUUCAUAUGGAUACGAUUCCAGAUCAUAUUCUGAGAACACCAGAACGUCUUUCGCCACUCUUUAUCAAGUUAUAUUACGCUUCAAAUAAAUAAUUUAUUAAAUGAUUUAGAAAUUUAGGAAAACGUA